CCUGUUUAUCUUCUAGUUUGGCGAUGUAAUCGCAGCUGGUCUGACUGUCUGAGCUGCCAGAGCUAACGUGUUUUCACUCUACGCUCCGCUUGGUUACCGUCUCUAGUUAACGGAGACAAAGCUGAGAGUUGAAGGACGGUCCCGUUAUCUGCUGGCGGGUUUACGGGCACUGCUGCUGCAGCACGAGUCCCCCUCGGUAACGGAGGCGACGGUCCGACAGAGGAUGAGAGCGCGAGCACUGCAGUAAUGAUGCGUUUUAUUCUGGACUGCCUGAGGACACCGAGAGCGAGAAACCCGAAGGAUGAAGGGAACACCGACGUCGUGGAGACAGAUGAGAGAGUCCUCGCCAAGGCAAACGAGAUCAGAGUAAGAAGACCGCAGCACCUAGCGCUGGAGCUGGAGAAUGCAGUGGCGGUGGAGAACUUGGAGCUCCAGGAGCAGCAGUCGGACCGCAAGGAGCUGGAGGAGACUCUUGUUAAAUUAGAGACACACAAAGAAGCGCUGUUGCAGCAAAUAAAGGCAACGAGACAGCUGUGCUAUGAAGAGAGUCAACAGAUCCUGUCUCUGCAGGCGGAGGAGGUGCAAAAAGAGAGCCAGGUGGAGGAGUAUGAGAGGGAACUUGCCAGAGUCAGGUGGAGGCUGAAGAGGCUCCGAGAUGAGGUGAAGCUGGCCAAGAGGAAGGUGGAGGAGGCUGGAGAGAGGGACACUCCUCUGCAAGACUCCAUCAGGCAGUCCUAUGAAGAGAUCCUGCAGGAGGAGCACACUCUGUAUUCUCUGUCAGGAGGCGCAGUCACUCCAGAAAGCCAGCUAGAGGAGUCAACAUCUCCUGCAGACACCACUGAAGAUGACCCGCUGCCUAUGAGGCCAUGGGGAAGGAGCCAAUCACUGCCUGCCUAUGCUGACCUGAUAAUGAGGGCCAGUGGCUCGUCUUUCUGCAAUAAUCUAGCCAAUACCAGAGAAGAAGCAGAUGACAGCGGGACCAGCUCCCCAAAGAUGGAUAGAUCUGACAUAGAGGAUGACCUAGAGGAGGGAGCGAUCAACAAUGAAGGGGAAAAAGAGAGAGAGAUGGAAGAGUCCACUGUGAACCCAAACCAUAUCAGCCAACUGGACUUCUACCAAGCCAAUCCUUUCGCCCACUGUCAGAGUGACCAUGACCUCUUCAAUGAAGACCUGUUCCCUAAAACUGACUCAUCCGGUGGAUUCGCUUCGGACCCUUUUAAAGGCAGUGACCCCUUUGCAGCAGAUAUUUUGUUCCCAGAUGUGAACAUAGGCACUGAUGAUGGGGCAGGAAAUGUUGGUGAUGAGGCAGACACUAGUCUGUCCUGUGCCGAAAACAAAGCCUCUACAGGAACUCAGUGCUUUGAAUCUGAGUUCCCAGAUGAAGACAGCGACAUAGAAAUAAGCUACAGCCGAGAGGACCUGGACGCCAUCGCCGUAGUUGACGAUUCUUGCGGAUUUAAACCCAUUCAGAGCUCGUCAGAAGAGCUGGGACCGGAGCCCAUCCAGGGUUGGAGGUCACACGGUAGGUAUUCUAUAGAAUCGGACCCUAAUGGGUAUGAGCUGGACCUUGGCACCGUCUCCCCUCCCUCUGACAUAGAAGAACAGAGUCUGGGAUCUCUAGCUGGAGGGGCUACCACCGAGGCAACCGCAGGACUGGAACAAGGUCUGGGAACUGGUUCAGCUCCGGCUGUCCCUGAGCUUGACAAAGAAGUCCUGAUGAAACCAAAUUGGACCGGCGACAUAGAGCAGACUGUGUCUUGUUAUGUUACCUCCAGUCAGGAGGCCGAGUUGGUUGGCAACAUUGAAGAGGAACCCCAAAACCCUGCAACUCCCCAAAACUCAGUAGACUCCCAAAACCUCUUCAUCCAGCCCGACACAGAUCCCAACGGAGAGCUUAGUUUUGAGUUGAGCUAUGAACAAACCAGUCAGUCUUCCUUUGACCCAUACGGCUUUAAACUCAGUCCAGAACAUUCAAGUCACACCCUCUUAGACCCCGAUGAAGUUGAACUGAGCCCGGAACCUUCUGAAAACGAUCUGAACUUUGACCCUGAGCCUUCCUCUUCUCAGUCAGACCAACUAAACGUUGAUUGCUAUGGGUUUGACAUCACUUCGUCCCAAAUGGUACGGGACUCUGAUCCUUAUGGCUUUAAGCUCAGUCCUGAGGAAGAGAACCAAGAGGUACCUGACCUCUGUGGCCAUGACAACCAGGAGGCGAUGGACCUUUGCACCUAUGACAACAACGAGCAAAUAGAACCCUGUUACUAUAGCAACGAGGAAGUGCUAGAACCUCAUACCCAUGAAAACCAAGAAGUGCUUGAACGUUGUAGCCACAAUAACGAGGGACUGCUGGAUUUAUGUAACAAUGGAAACCAAGAAUUGCUGGAACCUUGUAGUCUUGACAACACCCGGUUGGUUAGCGAUGAAAACCAGCAAUUCCUGGAUCUCUGUAGUCAUGACAACCAGGAGGUGGUGGAACCCCAUUGCCUUAUAACCAGCGAAGAACUACUGGAACCUUGUAACUAUGGUAACCAAGAAGUGCUGGAACCUUGUCGCCGUGGCAAUAGCCAACUGCUGGAUUUCUCCAGUCCUGAAAAUCAGGAAGUGCUGGAUUUAGAUAGCCAUGGCGACCAAGACUUAGUAGAUUUUGGUAGCAAAGAAAAUCAGGAAGUGCUGGAUUUAGUUAGCCAAGGCAACCAAGACUUACUGGAUUUUGGUAGCAAAGAAAAUCAGGAAGCACUAGUUUCAGGUAGCCACGGCAACCAGGAGCUCCUUGAUCUCGGAAGCAAUGAAAAUCAGGAAUUGUUAGACUUAGGUAGCCAUGACAACCAGGAGGUGCUGGACUUGUUGAGUAAGGACGUUUUCCCCGAAGCGAACAAUAACCAAUGCAUAGUGGAACCAGAGCUUGACGUCAGUUCCACCAACAACAGCUCAGACAGUGAUGUGGCAUCAGAAGACCUGCUGGGACUCGAACUCAGUUACUCCAGUAUCUGCACUACCAACAAAACUAACACCAAUACUGCCCACACCCUCAACAUGGCCGUCGGCAACAUGUCUGCCAACCAGGACAUUGCACCAUCCAAUGCUCCCACCAGCCGCAACUUGUUAGAAGGUGAUCUGGGCUCAGUGUUUGGAGCCGGAGGAUACAUCGGUUGUCCUGAUGUAGCUGACGACCUCGAGCCUCUGGAGCGAAGGCAGGCAAACCCAGUAGCAGAGCCAGUACGACCAGUCAGACCAGUUAGGCCUCCUCGGCCCUCGCUCAGGGCCAAGGAGAAGGCUCAGUCCCAGACUCAGGGCGUCGACCUGAAGUGAUCUCUCACCAACCAACACUAAUGGGGGG
Perca flavescens (yellow perch) is the source of this 3337-nucleotide messenger RNA. RefSeq lists its product as uncharacterized. The coding region runs from base 247 to 3309 and encodes 1020 amino acids. The record is from RefSeq and is a predicted model, not a curated record. NCBI's taxonomy places the organism in Eukaryota, Metazoa, Chordata, Actinopteri, Perciformes, Percidae. Gene Ontology annotation, molecular function: ubiquitin protein ligase activity. Gene Ontology annotation, cellular component: nucleus; site of DNA damage. Gene Ontology annotation, biological process: protein ubiquitination; replication fork processing. The transcript has 11 exons.